AUGAACCGGAACCAGUUUGAGUCGCUUCUAUGUCUUCUCCAUGAAGGCCUACCCAAUAAAAGCAAGAUGUAUGAAACUCAUGGCUACAAGAUAACCAAGGGAAGAGGCUAUUACAUCUUCAAAUUUGAGGAUUAUAAAUGCACCGUGGAAUUUGUACGAUCACAUUUUCUUGUUAAGGAAGGGAUUCGCCUAGGUGCACGAGGGAACUCAAAUCCAACUCUAUCGAUAGACCAAAUUGACAAGUCAGCUGCCCGUUGGAAACGAGCUGACAUUCUUGUCUUCAACACUGGGCAUUGGUGGACUCAUGGAAAGACUGCUAGGGGGAAAAAUUACUAUAAAGAGGGUGAUUAUAUUUAUCCCAAGUUUGAUUCAGUGGAAGCUUAUAGUAGAGCCCUGAAGACCUGGGCAAAUUGGAUUGAUAAAAACAUUAAGGCUGACAAGUUGGUUUUUUAUCGUGGUUACUCAUCUGCCCAUUUCAGAGGUGGAGACUGGGAUUCAGGAGGAACGUGUAAUGGGGAGACUGAACCUAUUUUAAGUGGAGCCUUCCUCAAUAAUUAUCCUGUGAAGAUGAAAAUAGCGGAGGAGGUGAUCCAGGAAAUGCAGUUUCCAGUGGUGCUACUCAAUGUAACGAGGUUGACGAAUUUUCGAAAGGAUGGCCACCCAUCAAUAUACGGAAAGAAUGUUACCGCUGGGAGAAGGGUAUCCACCAGGCGGCAAGAUUGCAGCCAUUGGUGUCUUCCUGGGGUCCCUGAUGCAUGGAAUGAGUUGAUUUAUGCCACUUUGGUCAGGCAACAUGCUUCGACCACUCAUCUGUAA
This is a messenger RNA of Ilex paraguariensis (yerba mate), 816 nucleotides long. The record is from the annotation of a GenBank genome assembly. NCBI's taxonomy places the organism in Eukaryota, Viridiplantae, Streptophyta, Magnoliopsida, Aquifoliales, Aquifoliaceae.